AUGGCCAAUACCUUCGCCUUCCUCGAGCUUCCCCUCGAGCUGCGCCGAAUGAUCUACACGAAAUAUUUCAACUUGAUGCCAGUCCAACACGACGAAUGGUCCACCUGCAGCGGACGCACCUACAGUCGCCAUAACCUGUCCAAGACAUGUCGACAAGUACAGACAGAGUAUCUAUCCGAGAUCUGGCGAAGUGAUCGGCUACAAAUUUGUGUUCGCGGCACUGGCGGCUGCGCUCAGAAAACCCGCAGAUGGCUGCAAUUGAUGGGACCAGCAGUGAUACCUCUGGUCAAACAUUUUCAUUUCUGGAACGCUCUACGGAAGCCUGAUCUUGGGAUUAAGAUUGAAGGAUCCAGGGCUAUUGUGGGCGUGGAUUCUUUCUUCGUGCAGUUGGAUGCCCCGGCGAUGAUGAAUUUGGGGAGGAAAUGUAGCUAUGUUGCAAAUUGGGGUCUGCGGAAGAUGCCAGGUGGUUCUUGGUAUGUUACGAAGGAGGUGAUUGAGGAAAUCAUGCUUCUGAUGGAUCGGACUUUGACAGAUAAUGAGUUGUACACCUGUAUGAGCGACUAG
This is a messenger RNA of Fulvia fulva, 564 nucleotides long. RefSeq lists its product as uncharacterized. The transcript has a single exon. The record is from RefSeq and is a predicted model, not a curated record. The coding region runs from base 1 to 564 and encodes 187 amino acids. Lineage: Eukaryota; Fungi; Ascomycota; Dothideomycetes; Mycosphaerellales; Mycosphaerellaceae.